Molecule: messenger RNA, 5640 nt
Organism: Cuscuta europaea
Lineage: Eukaryota; Viridiplantae; Streptophyta; Magnoliopsida; Solanales; Convolvulaceae
Source: the annotation of a GenBank genome assembly
CUAGUACUUCCCGCUGAAAUAAACUUAGUGCAGCCUCCUUCCUUCCUUCUAACUCUUACUCAUCCCGUCUCCAAGCCGAAUCUAAAUCCCUAAUUAGGCGAAUCUUCUUCUCCUGCCCAUUCAAUUCCACGAACUCCCCUGCCUCCAAGCCGCCAACCGUUGUCCGUCGGCAAGGAUACCUGUGUUUAGGCCUCUGGAGUUGCCAGCCGCCACCACAACACUCUAGCAGUCUAGCACCGCACCUCCGCACGUCCAGCACCGCACCUCCGCACAUCCAGCAUGCACCCGUAUGCACGCUAACGACAGUCAGACAACACUCAUCAAGGCAGCUCACGUCCUCAGCCUCGCAGGUCAUUCUGUUACUGAUUUGAUUUCAAAUACCACUUCAAGUCCCUCUGUUAAACUUGACUCUGAAACGAUUGUGUAAUACGUAUUGACAGCUUGAGGAGCAAAGUGAACCUAAAGUCCAUUAUCAGUUCAAUCAAAGAAUAGAGAAGUACAUAACAGUAUGUGCUUUCUAUGGGGGCACCCUGAUGCUUACAAUUUUUAUGGGGGCACCCUGAUGCUUACUAUUUUUAUGGGGGCACCCUGAUGCUUAUUAUUUUUAUGGGGGCACCCUGAUGCUUAUUAUUUUUAUGGGGGCACCCUGAUGCUUAUUAUUUUUAUGGGGACAUCCCGAUGCUUACUAUUUUUAUUGGGGCACCCAGAUGCUUAAAGGUUGUGAUGGGGGCACCCUGAUGCUUAGUUUUUGUGAUGGGGGCACCCUAAUGCUGUAUUAUGAUUUUUUAUAUUUGUUGCUCGGGUUUUAUUUAAAAUUUGAUUUAUUACAUUUUAGUUAUAGUCACAAAAAAUAGUCACAUAAUAAAACUACUAAAAACACUCGGUAUAGCCCAUUUGAGUUCCCAUUAUCAAUUAAACAUAAGUUUUAAAAUAAUAAUUUGCUUAAUGUGAUUACAUAGAUACAAGAAUGAGUUUUACAAAUAGAAACUGGAUGUAUCAAAGGAAAGAUGAAGGCGGGUAUCUUACUAAAGUAUUCAUCAAAGGAGUUGAUAUGUUCGUUAACUUUGCAAAGAGUAUGCCAGACUUCAUGGAUGGAAACAAAAUUAGGUGUCCAUGCACAAAAUGUCAUAAUCGGCAAUACCAAGAAGUUGACAUCGUGAAAUUGCAUUUGGUGAAAUACGGUUUUGUUCCAAAUUAUUUUUUGUGGAAUAGACAAGGUGAAACAUUGAGUGAUAGUAGUCCAACUAGGGAUCAUGCUUUCGAGAAUCAGAACUUUGGUUUUGAAGGUAUGCCCUCAUUUUCUUAUCGGCAAAUGGUCCUUGAUGCUGCUGGUCCAGACUUUAUCCCAACAAGGAUUAUGGAUGAAGAGCCAAAUGCAGAAGAUAAAAAAUUCUUUGACAUGCUAGAAGCUACUGAUAAACCAUUAUGGCCUGGUUGUGAAAACUUGUCACAACUAUCCAUUGUAUCCCGUUUAUUGAAUAUUAAGUCAGAGUUUCGUCUAUCUGAGCAAUGCUUUGAUGCAAUUUGUCAACUCUUUAAGGAUGCAUUACCAGAAGACAAUUAUAUGGUUAAUAGCUUUUAUGAUAUGAAGAAGUUAGUACAUGGCCUUGGACUUCCGGUGGAGAAAAUUGAUUGUUGCAGUUCAGGGUGUAUGUUGUAUUGGGGUGAAAAUAAAGACUUGACUGAAUGCAAAGUUUGUCAACACCCUAGAUACAAGACAUCUGUGGAUUCAGCUAAGCAAUCGCGUGUACCUUACAAGCGAAUGCAUUAUUUGCCACUAACUCCAAGGCUAAAACGACUCUAUGCUUCACAAAAGACUGCUCCUUUUAUGAGAUGGCAUGCCGAGGAACAUGGACAUGGUAUAGGAGAAAUGUGUCAUCCUUCUGAUUCUGAAGUUUGGAAAGAUUUUAAUGUUAGUCAUCCUUUUUUUGCAGCUGAAAGUCGUAAUGUUAGGUUGGGUUUAUGUACAGAUGGGUUUCAACCCUUUGGACAAUCUGGACAACAAUAUUCUUGUUGGCCUAUCAUGGUUACACCGUAUAAUUUGCCUCCAUCAAUGUGUAUGAAAGAUCCUUAUAUGUUUCUGAGUGUAAUAGUUCCUGGACCCGAUAAUCCUAAACAUAAGUUGGAUGUCUUUCUUCAAUCUCUUAUUUCUGAACUAAAGAAUUUAUGGGAAGAAGGCAUUCUUACAUAUGAUGUGUCUUUGAAGCAAAAUUUUCAAAUGAGAGCAGCUUUAUUGUGGACGAUAAGUGAUUUUCCUGCAUAUUCUAUGCUUUCCGGUUGGGGAACAUCAGGGAGAACUGCGUGUCCUCAUUGUAUGGAAGAUUCUCAAGCAUUUUAUCUUCCCAAUGGAAAGAAAAUGUCUUGGUUUGACAACCAUAUAAAGUUCCUUCCUCUUGAUCAUCCAUUUCGACGAAACAAAAGUAAGUUCACAAGAAAUCGUGUUGAAAUGAGGCCUCCUCCUCCUAUUAAGAGUGGGAGACAAAUUUUGCAAGAAAUUGACGAAUUCGGAUUGUUGAAUGUUGUAGAAGAUGAUGCUGAGGAAGUGAACAAGGAAUGCAGCAGUAUUUGUGGAUGGAGAAAACGGAGCAUCUUUUGGGAUUUGCCAUAUUGGAAAACUAAUCUCAUUCGACAUAAUCUUGAUAUCAUGCAUAUUGAGAAAAAUUUCUUUGAGAAUGUGUUUAACACCGUAAUGAAUAUAAAGGGAAAGACAAAAGAUAAUGCGCAAGCAAGGGAGGAUAUGAAACUCUUCUGUAAUAGAAAGGAGUUACAAAGGAACCCCCUUACAGAUAAGUACCCUAAAGCAUGUUAUUCAUUAGACGAUAAUCAAAAGAAGGUCAUAUGCGAAUGGGUAAAGAGUUUGAAGUUCCCAGAUGGGUAUGUUUCAAAUCUUGGAAGAUGUGUUGAUAUGAGCAAGCAUAAAUUGUUCGGCAUGAAGAGUCAUGAUUGUCAUGUUUUUAUGCAAAGGCUAAUGCCAAUUGCUUUUCGAGAGAUGUUGCCAGUUAAGGUAUGGGAAGCACUAACUGAGCUCAGUCUUUUCUUCAAGAACUUAACUGCAACAACAAUUAAAGUUGAUGACAUGGCUAGAUUAGAAGCCGAAAUUCCACUAAUUCUUUGUAAGCUGGAGAGUCUACUUGUGCCUGGGUUUUUUAACCCGAUGGAGCAUCUACCCGUGCAUUUGCCUUAUGAAGCUAAGAUCGGUGGCCCAGCACAAUACCGAUGGAUGUAUCGUUUCGAAAGGUAAAAUUUAUGAUGCUUGAUAAAAACAUUAAUUCCCCAUUCUGUUUUAAUAGCUAAGAUGUUAAUUUCUUUUUAGAUAUCUGCAUGAGUUGAAAAAGGAUGUGAAAAAUAAAGCUAAAUUAGGGUAAUGAUAUAUAUACAUAGAGGAACAGAUUUUUGUUGUGAUUGGAGCUGAUUAUAUUAGGUAAUGACUAAGUUAGACAGGAGUAGCUGUUACAGCAACAUGGACAGAGUUCAAAUGAACACUUAAUAAUUAAAAGUUUCUGAAUUAAUUAAUUAACUAAUGACUAAAUAAACUGUACACGUUGAAUCAUAUCUUUUGAUUUAACCAUAGUUUGUUUGUCAUUAAUGAUUCCUACUCAUUCCUUUACGCACAUUAUAGUCACCAAAAGAAUAGCACUAUCAAUUUUUAUUGCUAGCAGUUACCACUACUUAUCAUUGAGGCUGAAUCGUUGAUAUAACUCAUUAAGGCAGCAAGUUGGAGACCUCUAGUGACUUCUAUGUUUCCAAUUUUGUCAACAAAAUGAGAGCUCAUGAUGCCAUCAUUAUCACAAUAUCACAUAUGGGUUUACACUCUCCAUCACAUCAUACAUUCUAAUUUCCAGUUACCACUUACCUAACCAAAAAAAUAUACAGAUCAAAAAACACCCAGGCCACACUAGAAAAUAAGAACUUUGUGGAAAUUUAUUAAUCCGGGACAUGAAUGAUUGGCUAACUCUAAAUCAAGAACCUUAGAGAUAAAAAUUAUCGACAUAGGACUCGAAUGACUGAGAGCUAUCAAUUUAAGACCUCAUUUAUAAAUAGAUUUUGAUUUUAUCAUAUUGUCAUCUCUUGAACUUGCAAAAUAUAUUUGCUAGGUGGCUCGGUAUUUUGUGACUUUAAAUGGCAGCAUAUAAACACAAAAUGUAGUCAUUUUUUGCAGGAAAAUGUCUAAGUUGCCGCCAUCUGGUCAAGGACUAACCAAACGUAAGCGACCAGCAACUCUAGUGCCUAGAUUUGUGAGUCGUGUGCCAUCACCAUCUACUCAAUUAUUUGGUUCCUCGUCAGCUACUCCACCAUCAUCCACUCCAUCACUUGGUUCAUCGCAAACUACUCCCCAAGUUGGCUCAUCGUCUACCAGUCCACCACGUGAUUUAUCACAAUCGACUCCAUCACCCAAUACCUCCACUCAUGCCGGUACUGAUACAACUGUCUCAAAUAAUAAUUCAGAGCAACCACUACAUGUUAUUGGGUCUAUAGGAUCAAAUGGUCGUUUGUGCAUUGGAGUUAAAAAAAAAGCAAUUACUUCCUUCAGAAGAAUGUUCCCGAAAGAUUACUUCUCUUUUCAAGGAAAGGGUUGAUCCUCAUGGUUACUCUUGGGCUAACUUAAGUGAAGAUAUAAUAAAGUUUUAUUGGGAUGAGUUUAAGAAGCACUGCUAUUGGAAUCCUAUAAUAGAAUCUUCAAUAAAGGCAGCGUGGACUUCAAAAGCUAAACAAAGAUAUUCCAAUUAUCUCAGUAAUAUGAGAACAGGAAGGUGUGAGAGGAAUUCAUCAAUCACUCAAGAAGUUUGGGACAGUUGGAUGAGUAUGUGGAGUAGUGAAGAAUAUCAGAAGAAAUCUAACCAAAGCAAAAAAAAUAGGCGUCAAGGUGAAUUAGAGAAGCCUGCCCCCUCUACUCAUACUAGUGGGGCCAUAUCUCAUGCCAAAGUUGCUAGUGAAAUUGAAAAGAACUCCCAAACUACAGUGACAAGUUAUCAGGUUUUUGUGUAUACACAUACAAAGAAUCACGAUGGAGAGACUUUUAUAAAUGAUCAGGCUAAAGAAGUGAAUGAGGAAUUUGUUUCACGUCGUGAGGAGCUAAUUGAUAUUGGUGAUGAAGUGGAUGAUGAUGAGCUGUUCUAUGAUGUUGUUGGUGGACCUGACUCAAAGAACAGAUUGUAUGGAGUUGGCUCAUAUGGUACACAAAAUAUUCAUAGUAAAGCUUCAGAGUAUUCUUCUGAGAUGGACACUUCAUCAUCACAAUCUACUAGUGCUGAAGUUAAUCAUUUGAAAGCUGAGGUGGAACGUUUGCAAAAAACUGUGGAACAACAGAAGGAAUUUCAACAACAAGCGGGACAAAAGCAACAGAAAACGGAUGAUGUCAUCCGUGCUUUACAAGAACAAAUUGAAACUUUAGUUCGUAAUAGAUAGAGUUCUUUUUAAGAUGAUAGUCGGUUUUAAUUAGUCAUUUGAUUAGUAGUAUUCUUAAAGACGUAUUCAUUAUUUGAGACAUUACUAUUGUUACUAGAAGGUCAAAGAGCCUAUUCUUUAUAGUUUAGAAUUUUUUUUAUUAUUUGAGACAAUAUUAAUGAUAUUCAUCGUUGUUAUGACAUAGUUGUACUGUUGUAUGGUUUAAGAAUAUUAAUUUAUGUUGCCCGCAAAAAA